Molecule: messenger RNA, 2722 nt
Organism: Diospyros lotus (date-plum)
Lineage: Eukaryota; Viridiplantae; Streptophyta; Magnoliopsida; Ericales; Ebenaceae
Exons: 6
Coding region: 175-2412 (745 amino acids)
Biological process (GO): intracellular signal transduction
Source: RefSeq, a predicted model, not a curated record
GCCUCCUGUAACCGCCCCCCCCCAUCUCUCUCUCUCUCUCCCCCCGAAGUCCAUAGUUUUCUUCGUUGGGUUGGGGUAGGGGUUUUGUGAAAUCUUCCUCUGCUCUCACAGUUCCCUCAUCAUUUUCUUGGCUUUUCUUCGUCAAGAUCAAAGCAAGCAAAGCUCCUUUGUGGAAUGGAUUUAUCGGUGCAAACGGAGAAUGGGAAUCUUGGUGCUACAGCCAAACUCGACGGGCGGAGCCCGGGGAAAGAUUGUCAUUCCGACGCCGGGAAAUAUGAACUCCAAAAUGGAGAUUCUGGCGGUACCAAAAUUUCCCGAGAAAGUCCCAGGAAAGGGGAAAAUCUUGUCAACGGAAACUUGGGGUCCGCCAACGAAGGAGUGGGUUUGAAAAGAUAUGAUGCCGAGAAUUUCUCCGAUUCCGUUGGUGUGUCCCAGGAUUCUAAUUGCAAUCUUGGCAGUGGCCUCCAAGAGAUUACAAAUGGUGAUGAUCACAGUACAGCUUCGGAGUUCUCCGAUAUCGUGAUCGAGAAGAUUGAGGGGGAAGUUCGCGCUGGAGAAGCUGGCGAGGAGAUGCCCGCGAUGGCCGGCCGGGCAGAGGAAAUGGACGUCUCUGGAGAAAAUAGAGACGAUAGUCUGAAAACAAAUGGCAACGUCGUGGAGAUGGUUGGCCCUCAUUCGCAUCUCCCAAAGCCGGAGGCUCCGCCGGGAGUGACUGGCUCUCCGGCGGAUACGGACGAGACGCCACCGAUAUCACGGUCUCAGUCGUGGCCGGAAAAUUCCACCGUCGACGUGCCGGCUAUUGGGAAGUUCAUCCGCGAAAAGAGCAACAGUUUGUCGGCGGCUCUUGCGAAAAGGCUGUUGUCCCUAAAAGACAACCACGACCCGAAGCCCUAUUCGAAUUCGAAUUUGAAAUCGAACGUGACGGAGUUCAACCUGUCGGGACUCAAAGUGAUCGUCAAGCAGAAGAACGGCGACAGCGACGACGCCAGAGGCGACCUCGAACUGAAAGGGCGCGUCAGCUUCUUCUCUAGGUCGAACUGCCGAGAUUGCAGCGCCGUCCGUUCGUUCUUCAGAGAACAAGGGUUGAAGUUCGUCGAAAUCAACAUCGACGUGUAUCCGACGAGAGAGAAAGAAUUGGUGGAGAGGACCGGAACUUCAACCGUGCCUCAGAUUUUCUUCAACGAGAAGCUGUUCGGAGGCUUGGUGGCGCUGAAUUCUCUCAGAAACAGCGGGCUUUUCGAGCAGAGAUUAAAGGAGAUGCUCGGAAGGAAAUGCCCAGACGACGCGCCGUCGCCGCCGGUGUACGGAUUCGAUGAUCCUGAGGAGGAUCGGACGGACGAGAUGGUCGCGAUCGUUAGAGUCCUGAGGCAGAGAGUGCCCAUCCAGGACCGUCUGAGGAAGAUGAAGAUCGUGAAGAACUGCUUCGCGGGGGCGGAGAUGGUCCAGCUCAUCGUUCAACACUUCGACUGCGGGCGAUCCAAGGCAGUUGCUAUUGGAAAGGAACUUCUGAGAAAGCACUUCAUCCAUCACAUCUUUGGAGAAAACGAAUUUGAGGAUGGAAACCAAUUUUACCGGUUCCUUGAGCAUGAACCCUUCAUUCCCCGUUGCUUCAAUUUUCAGGGAUCCCCAAAUGAUAAUGAACCCAAGUCGGCUGCUAUAGUUAGCCAGAAGCUCGCUAAGAUAAUGUCUGCUAUACUUGAGUCAUAUGCUUCUGAGGAUAGGCGCCAUCUUGAUUAUGUUGGUAUCAGCCACAGUGAGGAAUUUCGGAGAUAUGUAAACUUGGUACAAGAUCUUCGCAGAUUGAACAUUAUGACACUCUCCACAGAUGAGAAACUUGCCUUCUUCUUGAACCUUUACAAUGCCAUGGUGAUUCAUGCUGUGAUUAAGGUAGGCCAUCCUGGGGGUGUUAUUGAUAGGAGAUCUUUCUUCUCUGAUUUCCAAUACUUGGUUGGAGGCUAUCCUUAUUCCCUUGCCGCAAUUAAGAAUGGAAUCCUAAGAAGCAAUCGGAGACCACCAUACUCUUUGGUUAAAUCCUUUGGUCAUGGAGACAAGCGUUUAGAGCUAGUUUGUGCAAAACUCAAUCCCCUGAUUCACUUUGGAAUCUGUAACGGGACAAGGUCGAGCCCAAUCGUGAGAUUCUACACUCCCCAAGGAGUCGAAUCUGAAUUAAGGUACGCAACGAGGCAGUUUUUCCAAAGAGAUGGCAUAGAGGUGGAUUUGGCAAAGAGGACGGUAUACCUCACCCGGAUCAUGAAGUGGUUUAACAUGGAUUUUUGCCAGGACAAGGAAAUGCUCAGAUGGACAUUAAGUUACUUGGAUGCAACUAAAGCAGGUCUUUUGACACAUCUUUUGGCAGAUGGAGGCCCCAUCAGUAUCUCUUACCAGAACUAUGAUUGGUCUGUGAACUCUUAAACCCAUUCAUAGUGAGUGAGUUUUUUGUAGAUAAGACCAUACUUUUUUUUCUUUUCUUUUCUUUUUUUUUUGUCUUGGGGGGGGGGGAGGGGGGAAGAUUAGUGUUAUGCACCCUGCAUUCGACCAGAGGUAUUGGUAGAGAAAGAACAAAAAAAAAAAAAAGAAAAAAAAAAAGAGAAAGAAAUUGAUAUAGGUUUCAAAUGGUGUGGAAAGUUUAUUUUAGUUUUGUUAUAUUGAAUUCUAUAAAUGAACUUAGGCACCUACAAUUACAGGUUCCCAAUCAUACAUGUGCUUAUAAAUUUUAAGCAAA